This is a messenger RNA of Setaria italica (foxtail millet), 1071 nucleotides long. RefSeq lists its product as uncharacterized. The record is from RefSeq and is a predicted model, not a curated record. The transcript is spliced from 3 exons. Bases 1 to 1071 code for a protein of 356 amino acids. Lineage: Eukaryota; Viridiplantae; Streptophyta; Magnoliopsida; Poales; Poaceae.
AUGAUACAGACCAUCCUUAGUAUCACCACUUCUCGCUCCUGGCCAAUCCACCAGCUGAAUGUGAAGAAUGAGUUUCUUCAUAGACACCUCAUGGAGACUGCCACGAGGGUGUGGUACCAGCAGUUCGCCUCCUUCCUUCGACAGCUCGGCUUCAUCGCCUCCACCUUCGACACCUACAAAGAGGGACCGAGCAUCGCCUACCUACUGCUCUACGUCGAUGACAUCGUCCUCAUCACCUCAUCCUUGACUCUUCUUCAGCACAUCAUGGGGCAUCUUCACUCUGAGUUUGCCAUGAUGGAUCUUGGUGACCUACACCACUUCCUUGGCAUCUUCAUCAUUCAUUCUACCCAGGGUCUAUUCCUGUCUCAGCGACAGUCCGCCCUGGAUCUUCUUAAACGUGCUGGCAUGGCUGAGUGUCACUCUAUAGCAACUCCCGUUGACACUCAUGCCAAGCUUUCGGUGUGCCUCUUCAUGCAUGACCUGUGCGAGCCCCGCAUGGCCUUAAUCAAGCGCAUCCUAUGCUAUGUGAAGGGCACGCUCUCCUCUGGGCUUCACAUCAUCAUCGGCCCUGUUCAAUCUCUGACUGCCUACUCUGACGCCAACUGGGCUUGCUGUCCGAACUCUAGACGCUCCAUCUCCAGCUUCAGCAUCUACCUCAGUGACAAUCUAUUGUCUUGGUCCUCCAAGUGCCAGUCCACGGUUUCUCAUUCCAAUGCUGAGGUGGAGUACCGGGCUGUGGCUCCUGCUGCGGCAUACUAUUGCUGGCUGCGUCAACUUCAUCAGGAGCUUCAUGUCCCGCUCGCUUCGGCCACUGUUGUCUACUAUGACAAUGUGAGUGCUGUCUACAUGACAACCAACCCGGUGCAUCAUUGGUGCACGAAGCACAUCGAGAUUGAUAUUCACUUUGCCCGUGAGAAAGUGGCCUUAGGUGAGGUCUGGGUCCUCCAUGUGCCGUCCUCUCACCAGUUCGCGGACAUCAUGAUGAAGGGCUUGCCAACUCCUUUGUUUACUGAGUUUAGGUCCAAUAUGUGCGUCUGUGAUCCUCCCACUUGGACUGCGGGCAAGUACUAG